Molecule: messenger RNA, 444 nt
Organism: Suillus fuscotomentosus
Lineage: Eukaryota; Fungi; Basidiomycota; Agaricomycetes; Boletales; Suillaceae
Exons: 1
Coding region: 1-444 (147 amino acids)
Source: RefSeq, a predicted model, not a curated record
AUGAGCGACUUGGGGCUGACAAGUGUCAGCCGGGCUAAGUGCAAAUUUAGCGCACUGCCAAAUGAAGGAGAAUGGCAAUCACAGAAGUGGUCCUGUGCUCCCUCGGCAUCUGUAGCGGCCCAGCAGGAGGGUAGUGCGGCGCUAACGUCAAUUGCAGACAUCUUGCCUCAUAUCAUCAGGAGCCUCACCACAACCUCCGAGGCCGGCAUCCACACUGCCGUGUCAGACCAUCCUCCUUCCAGUGACCUUGGAUGCGCCAUCAACUUGCUUACUCAGACCAAGGGUUUGAGUAUGGAUGAUGUUAUGGACCUUAUGGACUACCUAUCAUCAAACCCAACUGAAGCAGUUGUGUUCGCUAACUUUCAUGGUACAGAAUUUAGGGCCACGUGGGCAUGGAGGAAGCUCUCCGUCAUUUGUCAUGGUGCUACCAGUACUACCUUGUAA